This is a messenger RNA of Oncorhynchus kisutch (coho salmon), 5321 nucleotides long. It is a transcript of the gene map2, whose product is annotated as microtubule-associated protein 2. The record is from RefSeq and is a predicted model, not a curated record. Gene Ontology annotation, cellular component: neuron projection. Lineage: Eukaryota; Metazoa; Chordata; Actinopteri; Salmoniformes; Salmonidae. Gene Ontology annotation, biological process: neuron projection development; microtubule cytoskeleton organization. Gene Ontology annotation, molecular function: microtubule binding.
GGAUUCCGUUGCCAGUCACUGUGCUCUGAGAACGAGUUCUACUGCAAAGCCACUGCAACGAACAGGUCUCUGGAAGUGUUUUUUUUCUCCUCUGUGUGCUGAAAGGAAAACGGUUAACCUCUUCUCCUUCCUCUCUCACCAGCCAUAAGGAAAGACCUCCCUGGCCGCCACUGACACCCAUCAUGGCAGACAGUCGCCAACCUGAGGACAGCCACCCCCAUUGGGACACGUCAGGGGCACAGGACCCCUCCCCCCCCCCAGCCCACGGGGCUAACGGCUACCCCCCCUCAUACAGGGCGUGCCAGCCAGGGACGGCCCAUGGAGCAGCACCCCCCUCCUACACCUCCAGAGAGAACUGCUUCAAUGGAGACCAUGCAGUUACGGCUGAGCAAGUUUCUGCACGAAUCGUGCAAGAGGUGACAGCAGAAGCAGUGGCAGUACUGAAGGGAGAACAGGAGACAAGACUGCAGUCAGUUGAAGACACGGCAAACCUGCCCCCCUCUCCUCCUCCCUCACCUGCUGCUGAGCACUGCUUUAGACCCCUGGAGCAAGAUGUAGGGGAUGAGGAGAAGGAGGUCUGCCCUCUCCGCCGCUUCCAAAAUUCUCGGGAGAGGUGCAAGUUCCUCGCCCCCUCCAUCUCUGUGUCUGUGCCCGAGGAUGACCCCUACCACUCUGACGAGGAAUACUAUGAUCACCCCUUGUUCAGCCCUGAGUGGGAUCGCUCGGUCUCCUCUCGGCCCACAGUGCUGGCCGCUGCCUUUAGACAGAUCCAAGAGACUGUCGAGGCUCUUACAGAUAACUUCAAAGAGGAGGAGGAGGAGGAGGAGGAGGAGGAAGAAGUGUUGAUGUUGGAGGAGGAUGAGGAGAUGGAAGGGGCAGCAGCAGAAAUCGUGGCUGCUCUUGAGGAGCUGUGGAGUGGGGAUGAGCCUGAGCCAGACGGCCCCCCAACCAAGCCCUUAGAACAGGCUGCGGCUGUAGGCGAGGCCCAGGCUGGGCCCCCUGUGCAGGCAGUGGCAUUUAGUGCUGCUCUUGAUGGCCCUAACGGGAGGGAGGAGGAGGUUGAGGAGGAGGAGGAGGUGGCAGUGCCUGAGGGGAAGGAGGAGAGCCUUGAUGAAGACUUAAAGAUGGACAUGGAGAAACCAGGCAGUGAGAGUGGAUGCCUCAGCCCAGACUUCACUGAACCAGAGUGUCCAGCUUUCUCCAGCGGGGACCACACAGCACCCCCCCUGUACCCCAAAACAGAAAUGGCUUCUCCGUCCCCUUCCCUUUCUAACAGCCAGAGCCAAGCCAAAGAGCCUACCAAAAUGUCUAUACCAGAUGAACCUAAAACAGUCUCAGAGAAGCAGCCGUCAGUGGAAGUUCUUGAGUCCAGUAACCUCACAACGGUUGCAGUGUCUGGGUUCACUAGAGCUGGAGACAAAGAUCAAGGUCAAGGUGUCUCCUCUGACUCUAACAAAGACAAAUCUGGCAUGUCGUCUUAUUUCGAGACUUUGGCCCUGAAGGCAGAUGAGGGAUCCAAGGAGGCUCAAGCAGCAGAAGGUUAUUAUGAACUGAGCACCGCAGGUCAAGAGAAGAGCUUAGGGAGAAGCUCCCCAACACUUACGUCACCCCCUGAGAUCAACUACAGCAUGUUGGCACAAACACAGUCAGUGGAGAAGAAGCCAGACACCAAGACGAGUCCGAUGGGAGAUCAAAAGGAUACCUUACCGGCCCUGGACAGGAGCAACGAAUGUAGGCUUUCCCCCGGGAAGUUGGCCCUGGAUCAGAGAAGCUACUCUCUCAACAUUACGAUUGGAUCGAUGGAUCCCAGUGGCCAGGGCCUACCUAGGAACUUCUCCCCACUGGCCACGGACAUCAUGUCUUUUACCAGUGGCAGUCUGGAUGAGUCUGUCAACUAUCUCCCAGUUACCACCCUUUCUGCAGAGAAGGUGCCCCCGCCUUUCCCUCCCCUGAUCCUGGAGACGGCCGCCUCAGUCACGUCCGACUCCUCGUCUCCUCCCUACAACACAGGAGAAAUCCCCGGCGAAAAGACCAGCCCCCAGGGGUCAGAGUCGCCAGAGUCUCCCUUUCCACCCAAAUACUACUACAAAAACGGGACAGUCAUGGCUCCUGACCUACCUGAGAUGCUGGACCUUGCAGGCACCAGGUCUAGACUAGCUUCUGAGAACAAUGACCCAGAGACCAUGAGGAGGAAGUCUGUCCCUGCAGACGCCCAAGGCAUUGGGAGCGACUCCCUGGCCAACCUUGUCCUGGGGGACCAGAAUCAGAGCCAGAGUCUUGCCAAGAGUGAGAGCCAGCUGGAAGAGUUGGGUUACUGUGUGUUCAGUGAGUACUCAGGGCCCAUGCCUUCCCCUGCUGACCUCCAUAGUCCCAUUGACUCCCCGCCCCAGCGCUUCACCCCUAUGGCUCUGGAGGAAAAGAUGGCAGAGGAAAAACUGAAGAUUGAAGCUAGAGACAAACUAGCCGAAGACGAGAAGACAAAUCAGUUAACUGUGUGUGACGGUUCCAAAGAAAAGGAAGAAGCAAAACAAGUGGGACGGAAAGAUUCCGCUUCAGAGGAAAAAGACAACAAAGAGAUCAGCCAUGAAAAAUCUGCCAUGGAGGACCAAAACGACAAACCGGCUUCAGCUCUGAAGUCAGCAGAGUCCUUUGUGACUCCUACAGUAAUGGUCACCCUGGAUGAGGAGGGAAAGGCAGAGAAUGAGGGACCAGAGACAGAUGCUGAGAUAGCUGCCUACGAGAGGCAGAUCCGCCGGCUGGAGAUGGAGGACAGGCCCCUGAGCAUGGAGGAGGAGCGAGAGCUGCAGGAGUUAAGGGAGAAGGUGAAGGACAAGUUCUUGGUGCACCAGGAGGCAUACGAGGAGGUGGAUGCCGAAGAUGUCUACCAACUGACUGGGGUUGCCAAGAACCGGAUCAGCAGGCCCGCCAGGCCCUCCCCGGCCUCCUCCGUGGAGAGCACCACAGAAGAAGAGAAGGUUCCAGUUAUGGACACCGAGAAACCUAAACAGACGGGAGGUCAGACAACGCCUCCGAAGGUUGACUUCAUGGCGACGUCUCCGUCUGUGUCAGGUGGUGGUGUGAGCACCACAGAAGAAGAGAAGGUUCCAGUUAUGGACACCGAGAAACCUAAACAGACGGGAGGUCAGACAACGCCUCCGAAUGUUGACUUCAUGGCGACAUCUCCGUCUGUGUCAGGUGGUGGUGUGAGCACCACAGAAGAAGAGAAGGGGAAAGUUAGCGAAGAGAAGCUGAAGAAGGAGCAGGUUGUAGAGGUCAAAGAAAAGAACAUAGAAGAAAAGAAAAAGGAAGAUGAGAAGGAGGAUAAUAUAGAGCAGGUGGUGGAACAGGAGGAAAGCAUGAUCGAGAUAAAACCAACAAAUCCUGGAGAGAAAGAAGAGAAGUUUGAGAAGGAUAUAAUGAAAGACGAGGAAGAAGAAGAAGAAGAGGAAGAUGGUGAAGUUCUGGCAGGGGCAGGAGCAGCGGUGGAUGACGUUCCAGAGCCCAGAGCUGCCAUAGAGUCAGUGGUGACUGUAGAAGAUGACUUCAUCACUGUAGUCCAGACCAUCGACGAGGGCGAGGAGCCAGGACACAGCGUGCGUUUCUCUGCUCUACCUGAGCCUGAGACACCACAGGCUCUCCACGAACAGGAGGAAGAGGAGGAGGAGGAGUCCCAGGAGGUGGAGAUCAUGGAGGCAGCAAGUCUGGAGGAGGUGGGGGAUGUCUCAGAGGAGGUCUGUGAGAAGGAGGUGCAGGCCUCCCCAGAGAAGGAGGUGCAGACAGAGACCGAGGGACAGACAGAGAGCUACGACAGAGACGAGACCACCAUGGACGACUCAAUCCUAGACAGCUCUUGGGUCGACACUCAAGACCUCUGCACUGUAGAUGUGGAUGAUGACAAGAGCAUGGCUACAGAGCAGAUCGAGCCCCUGAGAGCCGACCGGGUCCCAGCCCCACCAGUCGAGAAGGAGAAGGCUCCCCAACACCAGAAGCAGGAGAAGCAGCCAGUGAAUCCCAAGUCUAAAGGGGGGCAGGUGAAAGCGCGCGAGGGGCACGUCUCCACACCAGAACGUAAACCCAUUCACAAGCAGCCGGUCUAUAUCCCCAGGGAGGACGUCAAGAAGAAAAAAGCCGUGAUUAAGAAGACUGAGCUGACCAAGAAAGCUGAGAUGCGUUCCUCUCCAUCUCGGAAGAGUGUGUUAAAGUCUACUGCGGUCCGACACUCGCGUCCUGCCCAGGCCCACCCCUGUGCUAGGAGGAAACCUACAGUGGGUGUACCAGAGGGUCGUCGGCCUCUCAGUGUUGCUAGACAGUCUCGGGACAGAGCCUCAGUGGAGCUUGAUAGGCCCCGUCCCUCCUCGGUCGGGCCUCGUGACUCCCCAACACUACACAGACUGAUAGACGUGGAUGGUGGUUCUCAGAGCCCAAAGAGGUCAUCCCUGCCGCGGCCUGCCUCUAUCCUGAGCCGGCGUACCCACCAUCACCCACACGACCAGGAGGAGAGCUCCACCUCAAUCACCAGCUCCGGCUCCACGGUACCCCGCAGACCUACGUGCACACAGUCGAUGCGUUCCCGCUCGCUGUGCAGCGGUCCCACCACACCCCGCACCCCAGGGUCCACAGCCAUCACCCCUGGAACCCCUCCCAGCUACAGCUACUCCUGCCGCACACCCGGAACCCCUCGCACCCCCGGCACACCACGUUCACUCAGCCUGCUGCAGGAGAAGAAGGUGGCUCUGCUCCGCACCCCUCCCAAGUCCCCCGCCACCACCCCCAAACAGCUUCGCGUCCUCAACCAGCCCCUGCCAGACCUCAAGAAUGUCAAGUCUAAGAUCGGCUCCACAGACAACAUCAAUUACCAGCCCAAGGGGGGCCAGGUGCAGAUCCAGACCAAGAAGAUUGACCUGAGUCAUGUGACCUCCAAGUGUGGAUCCCUGGACAACAUUCGCCACCGGCCAGGGGGAGGUAACGUGCGCAUAGAAAACGUGAAGCUGGACUUCAAAGACAAGGCCCAGCCCAAGGUGGGUUCCCUGGAUAAUGCACACCACACCCCUGGUGGAGGCCUCAUUAUGAUCGAGAGCCACAAGCUGUUGUUCCGUGACACGGCCAAGGCCCAGGUGGACCACGGGGCGGAGAUCAUCAUGACCCAGUCACCGGGAACGGGCAUGUCAGGGACGCUGUCCCCCCACCGCCACAGCCACCUGUCCUCCUCCGACAGCAUCAACUUGCUGGAGCCUCCACAGCUAGCCACUCUGGCUGACGAUGUCACUGCUGCCCUGACCAUGCAGGGUUUGUGAGAGCCUUGACAACCUCAACCUGGAUAC